AUGAAGCUGCUCGGCUCAUCCCGGAAGGGCAAAGAACACGCGAGCAACGCACCGCUUCGAAGCCAGACCCUUAAUUAUGCAGCUGGACCUGCGACUGUUCCAGCUUGGCAUAUCCAGGACACGCCAUAUUAUCUACCGCCUCAGCCUCCUUCGGUUGUUGUAAAUCAACAUUACUACAUCAAUGCGCCUUCAAGUUCUCCUGGUAUUGCUAGCCCAAGAAAGCUCCUCGCCGGCAGUACUGGUUGCAUCGCCAAGCUGAACCUGGGCUCGGUGGCCAACCUAGCCACAGAUCUGCUCCCCAUGGACAUGCCACAUAUUUUCGACGACCGACCAUCAGCUAUUCAAGCCCCUGGUCCGACAUUCGUCCACAAGGGUAUGACGCUGUAUGAUCAACUGUCGUCCGGAUUCGACAGCGUGCUCACAUCGAUCGACCACGGCUUGGACACGGGCAGAGAAGGCUACCCGUUACAUGGUUUAGUGCCUUACCCGCAGACUUCUCCAUACCUGCAAAACGAAGCGACACCUGUAUAUGAUGGGGGUGGGGAUGGCCCAACAUUGAAGAUUCAGCCUGCUGCGACUUCGUUGCCGUCGAUCUCUGCAAACUACUUUGCAAAGGUGGACAUGUAUGCAAAUUCAAAGCUCAACUCCAAACUGCCACCUCUAAGAUUAUAUGUAAACACGUAUCCGCUUCUUUGCCUGGCUGCAAAGUACUCGGAUUGCGUAUAUGAGCAGCCACGAGGGGCUGAGCGGUAUUUUCACGUCAAUGCAGACUGGCGCACUGGUACCAAAGCCAUGGUUAUCAGAUCUGUUCCCAUGGAUCAUACCAAAACAAUCGUCUUCGCCAUUCGCGGAACGGCCACAUUUAUGGACUGGGCCGUAAACAUGAAUGUAGCGCCGACUUCACCAGCCGGCUUUCUUGACGACCCGGGCAACCUCUGUCAUGCCGGUUUCCUUUCUGUGGCGCGCAAUAUGAUUCAACCCGUUGCCAAGCGGCUCCGCGAACUCCUGCAAGAGGGGCGUACCUCCUACUCCCUUCUGAUCACGGGGCACUCGGCCGGUGGUGCCGUUGCGGCGUUGCUUUAUUCGCACAUGCUGGCUAUCUCACAACAGGCCAGCUCGGAGCUCAACUCUCUUGCUGGUCGGUUCCGUCGGAUCCACUGCAUCACUUUCGGGACGCCACCUGUAUCGCUGCUGCCCUUGGCCAAUCCGGACCGAAAAGGCCUGAACAAAUAUCUUUUUCUAAGUAUUAUCAACGAAGGAGACCCGGUAGCAAGGGCCGACAAAGCAUACGUGAAGAGCUUGCUUGAGCUAUUCGUCAGCCCAAUAUCCAAAACAACACCAAAUGACCAAGGAAACUCCGGGGUUGGUAUCAAAGACCUGAGAACAGAAACUGCGGCGAGUCCACUGCGGCCAUGUCGGCCAUUUAAGCUUAACAAGCACCACCAGUAUGCGAAGUGCAAUGAUGCUCACCACACCAACCAACUUGUUUACGAUAUUCGCAGAUCUCGCGGACUGAAACCAGUGUGGAAGGUACCACAAUCAACGCUGAGUAACCCUGGUCGUUUGAUCGUGCUACGCGCAGGAUGUCCAGCCCAGACAAUAGGUCAGGGACACAGAUCCAUCGAAGAAUUGCUGGACGACGGCGUUGUGGCACAGUUGACAACAGACGAGCAGCUGCGGGAAGUUAUCUGGGGCGACCCGACGUACCAUACCAUGAAACUCUAUGCCGGGCGCAUCGAGACUCUUGCUAUUGGUGCAGUCACGGCAAAUGGCUGCGACUCUCUCUAA
This is a messenger RNA of Grosmannia clavigera kw1407, 1788 nucleotides long. RefSeq names its product lipase, class 3. The transcript has 2 exons. The coding region runs from base 1 to 1788 and encodes 595 amino acids. Lineage: Eukaryota; Fungi; Ascomycota; Sordariomycetes; Ophiostomatales; Ophiostomataceae. Gene Ontology annotation, biological process: lipid metabolic process. The record is from RefSeq and is a predicted model, not a curated record.